Aedes albopictus (Asian tiger mosquito) is the source of this 797-nucleotide messenger RNA. RefSeq lists its product as uncharacterized. Bases 120 to 575 code for a protein of 151 amino acids. Gene Ontology annotation, biological process: positive regulation of voltage-gated potassium channel activity; regulation of synaptic transmission, cholinergic; sleep. The record is from RefSeq and is a predicted model, not a curated record. Lineage: Eukaryota; Metazoa; Arthropoda; Insecta; Diptera; Culicidae. The transcript has 3 exons.
AUUGCUUCAGUACGACUACUAGCAUUCAUGGCGACGCACUGAAAUUUGUUUUGAUCCCACUGAAAUAACUUGAACCCCUUUUAAAAUCUCCCUGCCUGACUUGAAUCUCCGCUUUCGAAAUGAAUCCCCAACUGUUGCUCGUUUUUGUGUCUGCAUUAUUUAGUUCAGCUCUCGCCAUACGAUGCUAUCAGUGUUCCUCGCAGACCGAUCCCAAGGGGGUGGACAAUUGCGGUGCAUACAAGGCAUUCAAUCGAACGCAGAACAUUGCUAUCGAGUGCAACAGCGAUGAGUCCCACAUGCCGGGUUCGUUCUGCAUGAAGGUGGUCCAGCAGAGCCCACGAGGAUUUAUCUGGGACGGUCGAUGGCGCCAGGUGAUCAGACGGUGCGCCUCGGUGUCGGAAACCGGCGUCACCGGUGUGUGUAACUGGGGAGUCUACGAGAACGGAGUCUACUGGGAGGAGUGUUAUUGUGCCGAAGAUGGCUGCAACCAUGCGGCGAAAUCCGUGACCAUGUCGGGCGUUAGCCUGUUGUGCCUUUUAGGUUUAAGUGUUCUAUACAGACGAGUGUUUAACUAAUUCGAGGGGGAGCUAUUUCUCGUUGGUUUUAUGACUAAACUGAAAAAGUAACAAAUUCCAUUCCAUUUCGUAAUAAGUAGAACGAUAAACUCAAGGAAAACGUACACUAAAUGUGAAAUCUCACCCGACUCCGUCCAGAGUAUUUGUUUUUAGAGUGUAAGAAUCGACUUUUACUGUUUAUCUCGGAUACGUUGUACGAAUAAAGAAGUAUUACUAUGACAA